AUGCAGUCCCCCGGGACCCCUCCGUCGAAGCCGCCCGCGCAUGCCGGGGCGCUCGCGGAGGAGGGCCGGAGUGCUCCUGAUGAGACAACCGCCUUGAUCAAGGCGGAGGCUCGCAGCCAGUGUCUUCCUGCCUUCUUGGUUUGCGACUUUACGGCCAACCUGGAAAAACACUUCGGCUGGAAGCUGCUGUUUCUGCUGUGGACGAGCCAACAUCUGCUGAAGGGCUUCACCUUCAGCUUGCUGUUGAAGGCAACGCCGUACUUCUUCCGGCACUACAAAGUAGCUGCCCCGCAGGUACAGAUCUUCUCUGGUGUGGUUGGCCUGCCAUGGGCGAUGAAGCCGAUCGUGGGGCUCACCAGCGACGUGGCGCCGAUCUUCGGGUACCACAAGGCGCCCUACAUCAUUGGGGCCUCCAUCUGCUCCAGCUUCGCCUUCAUGGUGUUGUCGUUCUGGACCGCCACAAGUAUCUCCGUCGGGGUGGUUUGCCUGGUGCUCGUGCACCUCCAGCUUUCAACAGCCGACCUGCUGACGGAGGCGCGCUACGCCGUGGAGAUGCAAAAAGCGCCUGAGGCAGGUCCAGACCUCAUGACCUACGUUUGGGCAGGGAUCAACAUGGCCUCGCUCUUGGCGAUGCUCGUCUCCGGCCCUCUGAUCAGCGAGUACGGCUGGCGUGCAGCCUUCUUCUGCACAUCGAUCCCGGCAGCGCUGGUCCUGGUUCCCAUCGUACUCGGCUGCCUCGAAGAGACCCCCAGAUCACAGGAGGAACUUACCGCGAUCCGACGGCAUUACUUGGAACAUCGGGAGACGUGCUUUCUUUGCCUGAUCAUGCUCUUCAGCACCUUCACGAUCAUGAUUGUUGGCCUCGUCCAGCACGACCCGCGGAUCAACUUCGCGGUCUCCCUGGUCGCGGCCUUGUUUACGCUGCUGUGCUUCUCUUUCUGCCUCACACCAGUCAUCGCCAAAGCGAAUGCCUUUGCCGUGCUCUACACGGGUCUGAGCGCUUCGGUCUCCGGCGCCGCUUUCUACUUCUACACAGACACGCCGGAGAUGUACCCGGCUGGCCCACACUUCUCGGACGUGUUCUUCAACACCGUUCUCGGCACUGUAGGAACAGUGUUCUCACUGCUGGGCAUGCUCAUAUACCAGCGCUACCUUGGCGGACUGCCGUACCGAAUGUUAAUCAAGAUCACCGCUGUCGUCAUGUUCCUGUUCAGCACUUUGGAUGUCAUGAUGUUCGCGCGGCUGAAUGUGAAGCUGGGAAUCCCAGAUCACUGGCUUGUUCUGGGCCUUUCCAUCUGCGAGCAGAUGGUCUACCAAUGGCAGUGGAUGCCGCAGGUGCUGUUGAAUGCCAACCUUUGCCCGCGCGGAAUGGAGGCCACCAUGUUCGCACUCCUUGCAGGAUGUCACAAUCUGGGAACCACCGUGAGCUCCAACUUCGGGGCGGCGCUUCUCCACGUGCUGAAUGUAAAGCCCCGAGGUGUCGCUGGCGAGGAGGCCCAGUUCGAGAACUUGUGGAUUGCCGCGGCCAUCAGCUCCAUCCUUCCCCUGGUGACAGCCGUAUGCCUCAGCCAUCUGCUGCCAGACUGCAGGCAGAAUGAGAAGAUCGGGGCGGUAGCCGACCCCACGCACAACUCCCUGCUGCGGCAAUGGCUGAGCCGGUGA
This is a messenger RNA of Symbiodinium natans, 1662 nucleotides long. The record is from the annotation of a GenBank genome assembly. NCBI's taxonomy places the organism in Eukaryota, Dinophyceae, Suessiales, Symbiodiniaceae.